This is a messenger RNA of Aspergillus versicolor CBS 583.65, 2754 nucleotides long. Its product is annotated as Ataxin-10 homo-association domain-containing protein. Lineage: Eukaryota; Fungi; Ascomycota; Eurotiomycetes; Eurotiales; Aspergillaceae. The coding region runs from base 1 to 2754 and encodes 917 amino acids. The record is from RefSeq and is a predicted model, not a curated record. The transcript has 2 exons. Gene Ontology annotation, cellular component: cytosol.
AUGGCGGACCGAGCUUCAGCAGAAAUGAAGCCAAAAUGCACCCCCGCGGAGCUCAUGUUGAAGGUUAUCCUGAUGGGCACCUUGAGCCACUACGAGACCCGGGGGAUGAUUGACGACAAACGCCUGGAUCAUAUGCUUUCUGCUGGAAAACAAAUCCUUUAUAAGACACACCAGGAGAGUGAUGUUAGGCAUGGUCUAGGGUUGUCUCCGGACAUUUGGCAAGGUCUCACGGACGUUUUCACGAAGGCAAUCCCCGUGUUGGAAUCACAAUCAUUCAUCUGGAAAAGUCCACCAGCCGCGAAUUACGAACACUCUUCGUCUAACCUAAUAGCCUACAAUUACUUUUCGCUUGUCAAGGAUAUUGAACGCCUCAAUGAUCUCUGUACGAUCGCCCGGAACCUCCUCGCCACUACGAAAAAGGCGCAAAAUAUGGCAGCAGAGAAAGGGUUUGACCAGAGGGUAUUGGCGUUGGUAGAUACCUGUGUGCGAGUGACGGCGCGGGGUUUUGACGGAGAGACGAACGCGAGAAAUGAGGAACGGUGGCAGAAAGUCGUUAACCUAUACAAGCGGCUUUUGAUUACAUGUCUUCAGUUCCUGCACAACUUUAUCAUGCAUAACGAGCAACGGAAGAUGGUUCUGUGGUUGGAUCUCUUCGGCUACCAUUCGACUGGGGACUCCAACAUCAUUCAGCCCAAGGAGCCUCUUGACCAGGCAAGCAGCCACCCAGAGGGACUGGCACCGAUUGUGAAAACCGGCGAGAGGAUAGUCAACCCCCCGAUCAGGGCACUUUACGAUCAAACAGCCGAGGAUUUAUUACUUGAGACGAUAUCCAACUUCCCGCGAGAGCCAGCUACCAUCAAAGAGGAAGCAGCUAUGCUACUACUUGCAAACAUCAAGGAUCACAUGGAAAAGCUGCUUGGGCGUGAUCUGACGGCGAUUCAAGAAAUGGGCAAAGACCCUGACCAAGUUAAAGAAAUUCGCGCCGCACUUACUGCUAUUCUGGGUGCCAAGGUGGAUGGGUGGUCAGACCUUCAAGACAGAGCAAAGGAUCUUCCUCCCGCCCUUCCAGAUGAUGAACCUCCCCGGAAGAAAGCAAUCCUUACGAUUGACCGCAGCCCGACUGCAGGGUUUCCGCGCAUAUGCUGGUCAGACCUCCCAGAUCUCAAUGAAUACGGUGCGCUUGCCUCUGGCGAUGCCCCGAUUGCAGAAGAAGACACGAGCAUGCCGAGAUCGGCUCAAUCAGCGGCAGAAACACUCCAAGAAGCCAAGGAUGAGUUAAUGGCGCGACUACAGGAGACUUCCCAACUCGGCGAUGAGAGAGAUCAUGACUAUGACACAGGCGAUGCAGGCACGGUUGGCGAUGAUGAUUCACGUAGCUUGGAAGCAGUUGCCGAUGGGAGCAUAGAUGAGGAGGAGGAAGACGAUGAAGAUGACGACGACUACCGCGGACGUCCAGGCGAUCAGCAGCGCGGCCUGCUAACCGAUAUCCCCCUUGUGUUAGGCCCUGCCGAGAUCGAGGCGCUUCCGAUGAUUAUCCAAGCCGGUAUUGUCGAUAGCUUUGGACUCAAGGGUGGCGAGCGUACUGGAUCGCGGAACAUGCAAGCUCUCAGAUGCCAUGUUCUCCUUACCCAGGAGACUGGGCGAAAUCUGCUCCGGGAGCUUUUGAUCUUCAUUGCUGCUUGGGAUCUUCCUGAUGAUGAGCUUUACUUCAAGAUGAUGGUCCAAAUUAUGGACGCAGUACUUAAGAAUGGCCUUAUGUCUCACGCUUAUUCGGACUUUGGCCAACCAAAGGAUAUAAUCUCCCCAGCACAGGCAGUUGUUGUAAAGAUCCUUACACACAUUUUCAGAGCCAAGUAUUCCCCCGCCUCCGUCACAGGUUCCGGUCAGGCCAAUGCUGCAAAGAAUCCAGCUCCGCUUUCCAGGGUUGACGUCCUGACGGUCCGCUACAUCUUCACAAUAUUCCGCGGCAACAUCAUCCCCGAGACAUGUGCUCUGAUUUACCUCCAAGGCCAGAUCCGCGCUGGACGAGCUCUGCCGGAAGACUUCCCUCUGAACCUAUGGGACAUGGAACGUGUCUACGAAGGUGUCUAUCAGUUCCUAGAGUUCUUCGCCGUCCUAACCGAGAACAACGACUGGAAAAACCUCCUCGUCAAGUGGGAGAUCGUCUACGACCUUGUCACUCUGAUCAAGGAGCUCGAAGCGAGCAUCCCCAAGGGUCAACUCAGCCAACUGAACCUCGGCCGUAACAGCCCAUCUCGGGACCAGCAUCAGAGCGCAAGCCCCGGUCCUAUCGCCGUUGAGCGACCCUACGACCCAAGCGACCCAGAUCCUACCGACGGCGGCACCGCAUCCAGGCCCGAGUCUCCGCCAAUCACCGAAGAUCCGUCCGAGUUCGAGUGGCGCAACCUCAAGAAGCUCGUUGUGCUCGUUCUCUCCUCCUUGGUGUGGAAGUGCCCUGACGUCCAGGAUCAGAUUCGGAAGCAUGGUGGUGUCGAGACUAUUCUUUCUUGCACCAAUUUUGAUGCGCAUAACCCGUAUAUCAAGGAGCAUGCCGUGAUGUGUCUUAAGUUUCUCCUUGAAGGGAACCGCGAAAACCAGAAGCUCAUCGAAGAUUUGGAAGCUCGCGAGGUUCGGGACGACGGUGGAAUGCUGGAGCAGCGAGGACUUGAAGCUGUCAUCGACAAAACCGGCAAGCUGGCACUUCGCCCACGCGACGAGCAGCCAGUCCAUGACCGGGAAAUACAGGAAAUAUGA